AUGAUAUUGUAGAAUAAAUAUUAUGAUAACCUUUAAAAUUUUUUAAACUCUUCUCUUUAUACUCAUUCUAUUCUCCAUAUCGAUCUAAAUUCCAAUAAAAUUGGCGAUGAUGGAGUAUCAAGCUUAGGCUCUGCAUUAUAAAAAUGUGAUAAUCUCUCAAAUUUGACACUUAGUCUUAAUGGAAAUUAAAUUGGCUAUCAAGGCACAUUAAGCAUAUGUUCUGCUUUAGAACAGUGUACUUAGCUAUCUAAUUUGACAAUUUAUCUUGGUUGGAAUAGAAUCUAGGAUGAAGAUGCAUCUAACUUAGGUUUUGCUCUAGCAAAGUGCUCUAAUAUCUCAAAUCUCGCACUUUAUCUACAUUCCAACAAAAUAAGUGAUGAAGGUGUGUCAAGCUUUUCUUUUGAUAUAGCAAAUUUCCCUAAUAUUUCAAGUUUGGCACUUAGUUUUGGUGAUAAUUACAUCAGUGCAAAAGGUGCAUUAGGUUUAAGUCAUGCUAUAGCAAAGUGCACUAAUCUCUCAAACUUGACACUUGAUCUUUGUGGAAAUUAAAUUUGUGAUGAAGGUUCAUCAGGAUUAAGUUUUGUUUUAGCAAAAUGCACAAAUCUUUCAAAUUUAACACUUUAUCUUAGUUCAAAUAGAAUUGGUUCGAAAGGUGCAUCAGACUUAGGUUUUGCUUUAGUAACCUUCGCUAAUCUCUAAAAUUUAACACUUUAUCUUAGUUAGAAUAAAAUUGGUGAUGAAGGUGCAUCAAAUUUAGGUUUUGCUUUAUCAAAGUGCACUAAUCUCUUAAAUUUGACACUUAGUCUUGGAUACAACUAAAUCAAUGAAUCCAAAUAAAUGAAAGUUAAUAAAAGAUGUAUUAAAUCUAAAAGAUUAGUUGUCUUUGAAAAUUAAUGA
Molecule: messenger RNA, 897 nt
Organism: Tetrahymena thermophila SB210
Lineage: Eukaryota; Ciliophora; Oligohymenophorea; Hymenostomatida; Tetrahymenidae
Exons: 11
Biological process (GO): activation of GTPase activity; nucleocytoplasmic transport
Cellular component (GO): perinuclear region of cytoplasm; nucleus; cytosol
Molecular function (GO): small GTPase binding; GTPase activator activity
Source: RefSeq, a predicted model, not a curated record